GACGUCUUUGUGGGGGCUGGGUUUGAUCGCGAAAUUAAUGCGGACGCAUUUCCCAAGCCCUCUACGUCCAUAAAUAAAUGCGGCUGUGGGCCAAACUUUGCCGUCUACCACUCUGCCUGGCCAAAAUCCUUGGUUAAGUGAUCGCAUUGGCUAUAGUCAGGCCUUUGUUUUCUUAUAAUUUUUAAAAAUCAAUUCAAUUUGUUAUAACCCUGAAAGCAACGUUGAUAAAUUUCCAAAAAUUUCACGGUAAAUCCACGGUAAUCUUAUUUUGGGUUUGGGAAUGCGCGGGCGGUGUGAUAUUAUCCAACAAGAUAUCGGCAAUUGGGUAGCCACAGAAUGAGGCAGACCAAGAUCUACUCAUAUAAAAGCAUUACGCAAAAAGUGUCAAGCGAUCAAUCAUCGUAGUUACUGAGGGCAAACAAUCAACACUAUGGCGCCGAAUCUAUAUCUUUUCUUUAUGUUAGCCCUCAUCGCCUUCUCUGGAUCUCCUGCAGCGGCAUCAAAUUCCAAGUUAUGCUCGAUUGCCGUGCUCUCUAAAGCGCUUCCUGAGAACGCAACUAUUUUGUCCACCGACUUCAUCUUACCCGGUCAAUCACACGGCGAGGGCGCGGCUAAUCCUGCAUUUCCAACCAACCCUACUGAUCUGCCAGCCACCUGUGCUGUACUGGUAAAUGUGACCACCUCAGAGACGUCCUCCUAUCGAUUCGGACUGUUCUUACCCAUUACCACUUGGAACGAACGCUAUCUGACAGUCGGCAACGGCGGAUUUUCGGGCGGCAUCAACUGGCUUGACAUGGGUGCUGGUGUACGCUACGGCUUUGCAGUCGCAUCCACUGACAUGGGACAUAACUCAACCAUGACUGAUAUUACCUGGGCGCUGGGACAGCCUGAGAAACAGCUCGACUUUGGCUUCCGUGCAACCCACGGCACCACUGUCAUCGCCAAGCGACUUACUGAGACUUUUUAUGCAUCUAAGAUCAAUUAUUCUUACUACUCCGGUUGUUCGACAGGAGGACGUCAGGGCCUCAAAGAUGCGCAGCUCUUCCCAGAUGAUUUUGACGGCCUGCUCAUCGGAGCUCCGGCAUGGUGGACGACACACCUUCAGACGUGGACCGCCAAAGUGGGAUUGUACAAUUUGCCUCAAGAGGCUUCCAAUCACAUCGAUGCCUCCCUAUAUUCCUCCAUCGCUGCUGAUAUUGUUGCUCAGUGCGAUGCAUCAGACGGUGUCACUGAUGGUAUCAUUAGCGCUCCCCACGAGUGUAGGCUCGAUGUAGAUCGUUUGCUUUGCAACACUACCAACACUUGUAUCAGCCCAGAACAGGCGCAGACUGUACAGAACAUACAUUCGAACUACACCAUAAACGGUCAAUUUACGUUCCCAGGCUUGGAAAUUGGAUCUGAAGGCGAAUGGAAUGUUCUGUUAUCUGGUCCGGAGCCCGCACCACUGGGUGUCCAGUACAUCCAGAACAUGUUGCUUGAUGAUCCUCAGUGGCCGUGGCAGGAUUACACAGACUCCCUUGUUGCCUUGGCCGAUGAUGAAAACCCUGGAGAUGUCACUGCCGACGACUUCGCCGCCAUGUCGCAGUAUUUGUCAAACGGGGGUAAAGUGCUCAUGUACCACGGAAUGGCCGACGGGUUGAUUCCAACUGGUAGCUCGACAUACUUUUACGAAUCAGUCGCUCGUGAAAUUGCAGGUCACAGCAACAUCUCUGAUUCGUUCCGAUUAUUCCUAGUACCGGGCCUCCAUCAUUGUGUUGGUACUUCAGUUGACGCACCUUGGUAUUUCGCGGGCGCUAAUCAAGCUGGUAUUCUUGGAACCUCUAUCCUCUCGGUGCCAGGGUUUGAAGAUUCGAAACAUGAUGCUUUGAUGGCUCUCAUGGAAUGGGUAGAGAAUGGCAGAACUGUUGAGACUAUUGUGGCCACCACAUGGAUCAAUGCUACCGAUUCGACGUCGGAUGUACUACGCCAGCGUCCACUCUGCCCAUAUCCCGCACGUGCGAGUUUGAAGAAUAGCGAUAUCAUGAACUCCGCGGAUGCAUGGGUUUGCGAGUAGUUUUUAGGUUCCUCAUUUGUAUCUGGCACAUAUUGCUUCUAUUGGUAUACCGAAGGUCACGUCUCCGGAUGCCCGUCCGACACUAUGCCAUUGGUCCAAGCUCCCUACAUAUAUAUAACUUCUUUUCUCUCUUGGCUCUCUUAGAUAAUUAGAUUUUAAAAAUACAACA
Botrytis cinerea B05.10 is the source of this 2222-nucleotide messenger RNA. RefSeq lists its product as hypothetical. The transcript has a single exon. The record is from RefSeq and is a predicted model, not a curated record. Bases 431 to 2053 code for a protein of 540 amino acids. Lineage: Eukaryota; Fungi; Ascomycota; Leotiomycetes; Helotiales; Sclerotiniaceae.